AUCAGUUGCCAGCGGUGAUACGGGUUGUGAGGUGUAGGAUCACAGAGAGAUGAUCGCAAGGAUUUCAUUCUUGGCUGUGUGUCUGAUAAAUGUGAUUACGUUGCAAGUCAACGUUGAAUCUAAGGCGAUUGGAAAUGAAAUCAGUGCUGGAACUACACCCGAAGAGUUCUCUGUUGGGACCACGACGGAGGACAGCACGCAAAAGACUGCAACGGACACUGUUUCGUUGCAAGACGGAGAGCGUGUGACAUUGGCCAUUCCAGACGAGUUGUUCUCCUCAACAGGAAUCUUAAGCUUGCGGCUAAGUGAAGUCAUCGGACCGUUUAUAAUGAGAUCUGUAGCUCGUUUGGCUCAGGUGACACGUUUUAUCCAGCCACUUUUCGGCGGGAAUUUAGAGAUUAAGAUUCCAAAAGAUCUAGAUUAGUACAUUUAUUUAGCACAGUUCAACAUAUUUAUUAAAUAUCUUAAUAAAACGAGACUUACAUCGACAACGUGUAAAAUAUGUAAAACAAAUCUUACUUUCUAGAACUAGUUAACAAAUAGUUCUUACGAUACAAUAGCACCCAAACCCACAAUAAUCUCAAAUCUCAUUCGUUUCCACUGGGGUCGGCGUCGGAAUUUGUAUGUACAAAGAUUGUCCGAAUAGAGGCUGGAAAAGCUGCAGGAAGCGUGCCGACCGGAUCGCGCUGUUCUGAAAGCACACAAACAAACCACCCGCAAUUAUCGACUAAUACACACUUUAGCUUCAAAAAGGUACCAUUAUCAGAUCGCCGACCAUUCUCGCCACCGUCAGCACCAGUGACGAUGCACUUCCGAACAGUUUCCCCGGUAGUUUUAGCAUAAUCUUGUCCUCUGGGUCGAAGCUAACAGCAUUCUCGCUCAACGCUUCGUCGUCGGAAGCUUGGCGUGCUUUCUUCUCGCUGGUGCGUGGUUUCGUCGUGCGUGAAUGGAGAGGAUCUUGGAAGUAGAUUGAGUUUGUGGCAAUUAGAUGUUCGGCUCGCUGCUUUCGCUUCAUUCGUCUGACAUCCGCACUGUAGGAGUCCUGGAACGGAAAGUAUCAAUUAGGUUUUGUGAAAUGGAUGCAAUAUUACAGAAAUCAUUAUUGUACGUUAUAGAAAUAC
Toxorhynchites rutilus septentrionalis is the source of this 1121-nucleotide messenger RNA. RefSeq lists its product as uncharacterized. The transcript has 2 exons. The coding region runs from base 50 to 424 and encodes 124 amino acids. Lineage: Eukaryota; Metazoa; Arthropoda; Insecta; Diptera; Culicidae. The record is from RefSeq and is a predicted model, not a curated record.